AUUCUUCCAGUUCGAAUACUUAAAUGCGCAUUCAACAGCAGGUCUAUUAUCUCCUGACCUUGUCGCAUUGGCCUUCGACUUGUGUGUCAUUGCGGUUGCUUGUUAGCACUUGACUUGACCCGGACGAAACAAAAGUUGCGACGGCUAAGUGAUUGGCUGCAAAUCCCGACCUGACCAACACGCUGGAGCGUCGACAACCGGAUCAGGUUUCGGCUCGCAAGCCAGGCAACGCAACGUAAAUUUGCACACAACUUUGAACUCCUCCACCAACCACACUUCUUCGUCACAACCACUAGCAAUAGCCCGAACCUUCACCAUGGACUAUAGCUCAUCCAUUAACGAGGCCGACAACCCACACGGCGCAUCGCCAUGGGGUUCCCCGGGAACUUCGCCGCAACACAACCGCACUACCUUUAACGCCGCCGCCACCGCCGCCCCACCCCCGACAUACCAGUCUUUUGAAGCCGCGAGCAAUGGCCUGGGCGUCCCAGAGGACGAAGGUGGCUUUGGGGAUACUGACACUGGGUUUGCAAGGCCAAGCACGGCGAGCACAGCUGCCGCCUCGGAUGCCUUGACUGAUGAAUCGAGGACCGAGGCUGGAGAAUCUCAACAAGAGCACGACGAAGAUAAUCAAGCUGCUGCUCCGACUGAGGGUGCCGCUCAUGGAGAUGCUGUUGCCCAGCAAGAGCAACAUCAACAGCAGGGAAGAGCUGAGGAACAGCAGGCACCCCAGGCCCAACGGCCAGCACAACCUCUAUACAAGCUGCAAGCCAAGAUAACGGGAUUAGAGCGAACCGGCCGCAAGGACCCUAUCUUGAGGUUUGAUGUACAUACCAACUUGCCCAAUUUCCGGACGACACAAUACCGCGACAUCCGCCGCCUCCACUCGGAGUUUGUCAAGUUCGGGGAACACCUGAUAUCAGCCAAUCCCGACGCUUUAGUGCCUGCUGUUCCACCGCCGAUCACCUCUGCUGGUGCUGGGACGGAUGAAGACGAGGCCCGGGUCAAGGCUUUGAUGCAGCGAUGGCUUAACUACGUUUGUAGCAACGAAGUUCUACUGAGGGAUGACGAAAUGAUCCUCUUUGUCGAGAGUGAUUUUGGCUAUAGCCCAAUGGUAAAGAAGAAGCAACCGGCAACAGGUGUGCGCCGCAAGAUCUUGAAGCAGUUCGCCCCGCCGCCUGACGACACGCCCGAGCUUCAGGAGGCCAGGCCUAUCGUGAAGUUAUUUUACCUAGGUUCCAUGGACGCUGGGCACAAGGUUGAUAAGCUUGUGAAAGCCAGGAGAGGAUUGGGCCUCGCCGAAUCCGACUUCGGUGUCAAGCUUGGCGGCAUGCACGUGCAGGAACUCCACCAAGGCCUGGGCAACGCUUAUCGCAAGCUAGGGAAGGUCAUUCAAACUGUUGGUGAUUGUCAUGCUGCCCAGGCAACAGCAGAGGCGACGACGAUGGGAGACCCGCUGCAGUACCACUCAUCUGAUGCCUUUAUUGUGAAAGAAACUCUCACAAACCGUCAGAUCCUUAUUCGGGAAUUUUUGCAGGCGCAAGAGACGACAAGGAGCAAAUUGAACGCAACCGAUAGGUUACGGGCAAGCUCCAACGUGCGGCGGGAGAAGGUCGACGAAGCCAUCGCGGCACUCGAUGAGGCACGGCACAACGAGGUCCAGCUGUACCACAAGACCUCAAGGGUAACGCAAAACCUCGUCCAGGAACGUCGCAAGUGGUUCGCGCGCACGUCUGCCGACCUGCGCCUCAGCAUCAGGGAAUAUGUAUUGCGGGAGAUAGAGGCCGAGAGGCGAACGCUAGCCCUGCUCGAGACGGUCAGGCCGGAUAUUCGCAGCAUUGACUCUUCAGGAGGUCUGAGCAGACUCGGACGUGAGGCACACCCGACACCUCCCAGGCGUGUCAGCAUGGCCGCCAGCCAAGGGCCCAAGGGUGACGCCUGGAGCGGCGUGCCUCGGCGUUCAGACGCCGCCGUCAACCGUAGCCUUUCUGCCUCCACGGGCAGUAUAAUUGCGGCUGGGCUGAGUGAAGAGGGCCAUGUUGAUGGAGAUAUGGCACCGGCCAGGACGCGGACGCAGGCUGAAGAGGACGAUGAUGAUAGGUUGGACGCGAGGAAUGCAGCAAGCAGGUUGGCAACUAGCACGUUCUGAACCAUGACUUGAUUAUUUUUCCUUUCUUUAUUUCAAAAAAAUACAUUAAGCUCGUAUAACCAGUUCUUGGUUGUUGUGGCUCUGCCGGGAAGAUUGUGUUCUUUUUUGGUAAUAGCAAGGGCAGAGCCGGGUUUCCCUCACUCAACGGAAGGGAAUCAAAGUUAUAUUCUUUGCCGACCAAGCUUGAUGUACGUAACUCACAAAGAUACCGAUCUCCU
Pyricularia grisea is the source of this 2367-nucleotide messenger RNA. RefSeq lists its product as uncharacterized. Gene Ontology annotation, biological process: intracellular protein transport; retrograde transport, endosome to Golgi. Lineage: Eukaryota; Fungi; Ascomycota; Sordariomycetes; Magnaporthales; Pyriculariaceae. Gene Ontology annotation, cellular component: endosome; retromer, tubulation complex; retromer complex. The record is from RefSeq and is a predicted model, not a curated record. Bases 317 to 2149 code for a protein of 610 amino acids. The transcript has 3 exons. Gene Ontology annotation, molecular function: phosphatidylinositol-3-phosphate binding.